AUGGCCGACUCGGUUCCUCUGCAGCAGCGAUGUACCGGAAACAACCAUGAAAUUGAGUGGCUCGAAGCGGCCAAAGCUGCUGGUGUCGACGGAGUCCAUCCCUGCGCUCUCCCUGCCAAUUCCACGAAGCUUCCCUCCGCAUCGAAAAUGGAUCCAAACGUUUAUUUGACCUUUAGAUCAUAUUGGAACGAUUAUCGUCCCGAAGAGGUUUCAUUGGAAGACCUGGGUCUCAGCCAAAAAGAUGCCAAGGAAGCGAAAGCACGUCUGAAGCGGAGUAGUCCUUACAAGGAGGGGAGACCGCUCGGUAAGCUUCCUGAUCUUGGCGCUUUUACUCUCGUCAGGCAUAUCCAGCAACAAAUUACCAACACGGACAGGGAGGAUGCUGCUGAAAAGGUCAUUGUAACUCCAAUCCGAACCCGAAGUCGGACCGCGGCUCUCGACGCGGCCGCUGCGGGCAAGCAGUCCCCCGGGGACCUUCGCUCACCGAGUCAUAUAGCUCCUCAGAUGGAGACCCCAUGGAGCAAGAUUUUCCUUCUCCCUGCGUACGAGCUGCUAGUCGAGCCAACAUCACCCACCCAGACUUCUGGGAGAUCAUGUCCAGACAGCGAUUGCUCCCCAGUGUCUGUGGAUAACAGCGACCUCAGCAACACCGCAUCAUUCAUUAGUGACCAUUCAGCUAUUUCAAUGACAGCUGCGAACAUUUCAUAUACCCGCACUGAGGAUAAAUCUAUUGUCAAUACAUUCCUCAUCCUGCUUCUCAAUGCUCUUGGCCUUGGCUGCGAAGAAGUGACCGCGGAGUGGUCCAUGAAGCGGUGGAUGAUAAAACAUCCCUUUGGGUCUGGAAGUCUGGAGGCCCAGACUGAUGGGUGUCUUCGAAAGCAUGGCACUGGAGACGUUGUGGCUAUUGUGGAGGUGAAGCCCCACCUCCGGGUCCCGUACCAGGCUCCAAUCAAAAUGCAGGAGACCACCCAACUGAUAGCUUUGAUUGCACAAAAGGAAGUCCCGGAUCCCUCUAUCAAUCGUUUUGUACUAUUGUCACAAGAUCGUCAUCAGGUCUACCUUACUGUUGCCGAGUAUGAUGAAGACUACAUUAAAUUCCUGAAAGAAGAGACCGAUCCAACAGCAGAUGAAAAGUCCUUUCUCCUAAUAACAUCUUUUGGUCCCUGGAACGUUAACUCCGAAAGUUCCGUCCGCAAACUAUGCCCCAUCCUUUUAGCUCUUACCACCCGCGCCAGCAAAUGA
Molecule: messenger RNA, 1242 nt
Organism: Histoplasma mississippiense
Lineage: Eukaryota; Fungi; Ascomycota; Eurotiomycetes; Onygenales; Ajellomycetaceae
Exons: 5
Coding region: 1-1242 (413 amino acids)
Source: RefSeq, a predicted model, not a curated record